Messenger RNA from Pseudocercospora fijiensis CIRAD86, 813 nucleotides. RefSeq lists its product as uncharacterized. Bases 11 to 268 code for a protein of 85 amino acids. The transcript has a single exon. The record is from RefSeq and is a predicted model, not a curated record. NCBI's taxonomy places the organism in Eukaryota, Fungi, Ascomycota, Dothideomycetes, Mycosphaerellales, Mycosphaerellaceae.
GUCGGGCACCAUGGGCUCAGUGCGCAGUGGUCGCUAUGCAUCUGGUGGGUUCGAUGAUAUUGCAGAAGGUAGUCGAUCGCGAGAGCAUAUUUUAGAGAUGCCUCCAUUGCCUUCUGCAUCUUCAAGUCGACCUGGCAGCAAGCGCAAUUCAGUGCACGACCAGGAUGCCAAACCCGGCGCAUCGAACUACGGCCGCACGCAUCCAUUGACUCCAGCGAUGGAGGUGGACGAGUGGAAUUUACAAAAGACGAAUUCGAGGACGCAAUAGGCCCGCUCCAAGAAGGAAGCUACCAUCACGGAAUACUGGACGAUAGAACUGCAAGCUUUGCAGAUGAUGCGAGAAGAUGAAAUGAUGCUGGCACAGCGUACAAGUCGGGAGAACCAGAAGCUGCACCAGCAGUAAAGCGAUUGGUUUUGAAGAUAUGCCGAAUUUGAGCGAGCAUUGCAUUUCGCGGCAGGAGUUCUGCAUUGAAACGACUGCAUCGAGCGCGAGCACCGAACAAGAGGCCGCGUCUCCACUAAUUUCCAUUCACGAAGAAUAGAUGUGGCAGAGAUACCCACUAGCUAAGCUAAGCUUCUGAGCAUAUGUGCGACAACAGCUUGGUGGGAAGGAAUAUGGUACAAGACAGAGAAAGGAGUCUGGGCGAUGUGCACAGAUUCAUAGAAGAGACAGAACUAGACAUGAGCAGCUUCCGCGUACCAGCACGCAUGGCAUGGCAGGCUAUGCCGAAGAAUGCAGUGAACUACCUAUACGUCAACAUUUAAAGUCCCAUCACCGUUUGUCAAUUAAAUGAAGAACUAAACCAUACGAUG